Osmia bicornis bicornis is the source of this 2411-nucleotide messenger RNA. Its product is annotated as putative leucine-rich repeat-containing protein DDB_G0290503. The record is from RefSeq and is a predicted model, not a curated record. The coding region runs from base 1 to 2268 and encodes 755 amino acids. The transcript is spliced from 11 exons. NCBI's taxonomy places the organism in Eukaryota, Metazoa, Arthropoda, Insecta, Hymenoptera, Megachilidae.
AUGGCCACUGGAUCGAGUAAAGAGAACGAGGAGUCUACGAGCGUGACAGAAAAAGUUGCGACGUCGAGUCCAGGUACGAAAACCACGUUAACAGCUCAAAAAAACAGAACAGUUCGCGGUUCGACUCCCGGAGACUCUGCAAGUAUUACAGCGGAAGAUGCAUUCUCUGUUAACAAAUUGCAGAACAAUUUUCCUCGUCGUACAGUAAUGAAACCGUUGAUCAGUCCCAGCCCGUACAAAAGGCCAGCUUCCGCUUCGGCCUCUAGCCCGGUGAAGCUGGAAACCCAGUACAAUACUAAAAAGAAGCGUUACCUGCAACUGAAAAAAGAUUUGAUGGAGAAGCAGAAAUGCGCGCAGGAUCUCUACAACGACAUGUCUCAGCUGCGAGAGAAGGUGAUCACCUCCGGUGGCAAGGAUCCAGGUAAACUGGAAGACGUGAAGGUCGAGGUAGGAUCCUCGAAACAGAUACCAUCCGGUGAGACAACGAUCACCAGAGAGCAGAUGGACAAUAAUCUCGAGAAGCUUGCCAUCGGUAACGAGUUCCUCAAGUCCCUGGAGAACAAGCUCGAGGGUAUCCCGAAGAAAUCGCAGAAUCUUUGUUACGAGCUGUUGGACAAGCAAUCGGAAUUCGUGGCAUUCAUCACCUCGCACUUGAUAAACGCCAGCGAGGUGGGCAGUGAAACGGACAACGCGAUGGUCACGGUCCAGCUGGAGGCACAUCAGAAGGAGUGCGACAGCCUGAGGAGCCGUUUGGUCGAGAUAGAAGAGACGGAAACGAGUUCGAUGACGGAGUUGAUGAAGAGCGUGCGCGAGCUGGUGCGCGGUUGCGAGAAUUACAGAGCUAAAUUAAAGGAAAUGAAAUUCAUGGAGAACCAGAAGGAGCUGGAAAUUCAAUUACACGCCGCGGUGGAGGAAUUGCAAUUGGAACGCGAGAAGAACAGCCAGAACAAGGAACGCGUUCGGGACAUGGAGAACAAAUUGCAGAAGGCACGAUCGAAGAUAAGGGAGCUGGAGGCGCACGUGGCUAACGACGAUGGAAAGAUUCAACAGUUGCAGACCAACGUGAAGAAUCUGGAGACACAAAUUAAACAGAAAGAUCAGUCGAUGGAUGCGAAGCUGAAGGAAAUGCAGAGAACUAUGAAGAGCAGCAAAGGCUUGGUCGACAAGGUGGAGAAACAGCGGGACACUUUGGAAACACGGCUGGUGGAACUGAAGGAGAAGAUGAACAGCAAAGAGAACGACGCGAUGACCACCAUCAAGGAGCUGUCCGAGAAACUGAACGAGGUUACUAACGAAGUUGGAAUCGAAAGAGACAAAAGGCAUGAAAUGGAGGAGGCUUUCAGCGAAUUGCAGGAACGAUACAAGAACCUCGAAGAGAAGAGUCAACAAUUAUGCGAGCUCGCAGAGAAGAAUAAAGAUUUCACGAUUAUAGAGGGAAGUCACACAGAAAACGAAGUUCGCUUGUACAAUGAGCUAGAGGAAGCCAGAAAAGAAUUGAAGGACCAGACGCAGAUGAUGCUUCAAUUGCAACAGGAGAAAGAGGAAAUCGUUGCAGUGAUGCAUCAGGCGGCCAAUCACGACGAAGAAGAAGACUCGAGGGAGAGGCUGGCUAAGGAAUUGGUAUUCAAGACUAACGAGCUCCAAAACCUGAUGAUGCAGCAUUCGGAACUGAAAAAGGUUACAAAAAACGCCCAAGAAAGAAAUGGAAUAUUAGAAAGGCAGUUGAUGGAGAUUCAGAAUCGGCUGCAAUCUCAGUUAAAAGAGGGUGGCAGAGUUGGGUUAAGCGCUCAUGCGAUUGAGCUUCAACAACAGGUUUCCGAUCUCAGCAACAAUCUGGCGGAAGUGGUUCAGCAGAAGGAAGAGCUUGAAACCGCCUUGACUCAAAAGCAAUUGGAACUGGAACAACGUGAUCGUGUGAUGAGAGAACAGAGCAAGUUUCUUAAGGUCAGAGACGAGUUGCUGGAUAUUCUUAAAGGAAAUGUUCGACAAGAAAACGGAGAACUGUCGAGCAGCGACGAGAACAAUGAAUAUCUUCAAGAAGUUCAAAAACAGAUAAACGCGAAAACGGAAAUGAUCCAAGAGCUGUACGAGACUCUGGAGAACAAACAGCGUCAGAUAAUGCGUCUGGGGAAGAUGGUGAAGCUAAUGGAGGAGCAGCAAGACCGUGCCCAAGCGCAACGCACGCGUUUUGAGAAUCGGAUCGCCCAGCUGGAGCUGAUCAUACAGAGGAGCAAAGAACAGCGGGGUAAAGGCUUCGGCAUCCUGUAAGGAACUUUCUAAUCAUCGUCAGCGUAUAUGUCACCAUGAAAUUAGAUCAAAAUCAAUGAGAUUAAUUUGUGUUACUAACCGUUAUGUCUUUGGUGAGCAACACUCUACUGCAUUGUGCAAGAUUUUUCUGAUCAAUAUGAAGC